GAUGUUGGCAGCGUCCCACUGGACUGUGCUGGCCGGCCCGAGAUGUGGGACUCACAGAAGCGCAGUUGGUGCUGUGGCAUUCCUGGCAUCCACUGCGGGAGCACCGUCGUGAUUCAUCACCAUGUGAUUGUACCUUAUCACUGCGAUGCUGGCUACUCCCAUUGGUCAAAUGCUUGGAGCAGUGCCAAGCAGGACUUCUGUUGCCAACAUUCUGGUCGAGGUUGUCAAGCUUAUCAUUGUCGAGAAGGCUUUGAGACCUCGUACAACACUUGGUCUUCCUCUAAACGGGCAUAUUGCUGUGCGCAUUUCCAGAUGGGGUGUAAAGUCAUGAACUAUGACUGCUCAGCUGACCUGUCUCACUGGCAGCACAAGUGGACCGAGCACAAGAAGUCUUGGUGCUGCAAGACAGUGGGCAAGGGAUGCCCAAAGACUUACAGUUGCACGACCAGUGCGGUGAACAAGCCAAGCACCUGGGCUCAGGAGAGACAGGAUUGGUGUUGCCUUCAGUACGGCGUGGGCUGCCCGCACUACUCUGCGCCGUACGAGUGCAAGGGUGGCACUGCCGACAUACUUGGGUGGUCGAAAGGCCGGCGAGACUGGUGCUGCAAGCACUAUCAUCGCGGAUGCGCGAAGGAUGUUGUGACAAAGCCGUUCGAUUGUUCUGCCGGACUCCAUGAUUCGAAGACACUCUGGCCCAAGAGCAAGAAGGAAUGGUGCUGUCACCAUGAGAAGCGCGGCUGCGACUCUGUGUUGGGCGGGAGUUUUGACUGCGACGAGGGCUUCGAGAACUGGCAGAGGGGGUGGUCUCCAUCGAAGCAGGAGUGGUGCUGUGCACAGGAAAGCAAAGGUUGUGCGGAACAUUUCACCUGCGAGCGAUCGAAAGAAGACGAGUGGUCUGACGCCGAGCAGGACUACUGUUGCGACAAGUUCCACUACUGCAGGACGGAGCCGGCCGAGGUCUUUGAUUGCAAAGCCGGCUAUGAGGAUUGGGAGCAUCUUUGGUCUCCUGCAAAGCAGGAAUGGUGCUGCAACGGCUACGGACGUGGUUGUCCCGUCUCUGAGCCUUUUGACUGCCAAGCUGGCCUGUCCAACUGGCAUGCCGGGUGGUCUGACAAAAAGAAGGAUUACUGCUGUCACAAGCAUGAGCUUGGAUGCGACAGUGAUGAAGGUGAGUCCAUAGGAUCCAUGCAGAUUGACUGCGCAUCAGACUACAUCAAUUGGCAGAAGUGGUCAUCUGGCAAGAAGCUGUACUGUUGUGACAAGUACAAUCUGGCCUGUGAGGGAAACGACCACCAUGUUCAUCAUGUGACGGGUAUGGUGGACCAUAUACAUGCAGAGCCUUAUGACUGUGCGGCUGGGUUCGACAACUGGCAUCGUGGUUGGUCCAGGCACAAGAAAGGAUACUGCUGCGACAAAUACCAGCUCGGAUGCUCGCACGGCUACAUGGGUGGACUUGGCUGGCACGAUUUACAUGCCACGCCUGGUCGUGUGUCAGUCACGACAGUACAUCACCACCACAUCCAUGUUCACGGCUAG
Molecule: messenger RNA, 1536 nt
Organism: Symbiodinium necroappetens
Lineage: Eukaryota; Dinophyceae; Suessiales; Symbiodiniaceae
Source: the annotation of a GenBank genome assembly